Fusarium redolens is the source of this 876-nucleotide messenger RNA. RefSeq lists its product as uncharacterized. The coding region runs from base 1 to 876 and encodes 291 amino acids. NCBI's taxonomy places the organism in Eukaryota, Fungi, Ascomycota, Sordariomycetes, Hypocreales, Nectriaceae. The record is from RefSeq and is a predicted model, not a curated record. The transcript has a single exon.
AUGACGAUUCUCCAAAGUGGCUUGCUGCGAAAACACUACGAGGAGGCCGUUGACGACAUUGAAUAUAAGUCUUCAGCUUUCUGGAUGGCUGUUCUGCAACGCGCCUUUUACGAGCCGGAUAUCUACUCAGUAACCCCCGAGUCCUCGCCCGAUGGAUCGCUGCGACGGGUAGACAUGGUGGUAAAGCGUUAUGACCAGGAUAACCACACCCUAUCAGCUUUGCUCUGGGUCGAAUGCAAGCGUCCAAGUGGCAGUGUGCAGGAAGUUGAGGAUCAGGCGCUUGAUGCAGCUCGACGCUGUAUCCAGAGGGAUGGUCUGAUGUGGAUUUGGGCCAUGACAACGGUUGGAGUGUCGUUCCGCAUGUGGUUCGUUGAUGCACGCGGUGGCCAACUGGUUCCCAUGCACGGAACUGCUGCUCAAGCUGAUAGAAGACAAUACAUCGAUGCCAACUCGCCUGCGGCUAGCGUUUUCCCUGAUGCGAUCCAGAGCAUCAAGAACGGUUACCCGCUGCGUCAGGCUCCUGUCCUUCCCAGUCAGUCCUUGGACCUGUUGACCUCGAACGAUGCUGAAUGGGGAGCGUCCGAGAGUUAUAUGUCGGGCAUGCCGACCCAAAACCAGGACCAGUACUAUGGGGUGGAGGCUGGUCCUUCUAGCUAUAGCGGUAAUGAUAUCGGAGGUCAGCCUGUAGAAGUCAGGGUCGAAAGGAUCACCCAUGGUUUUUCUCGGGCCCCCGACGAGUAUGUAUUCCGCGAUAUCAAUAACAAACGGAGGUCGACUAGGAAAGAGAAUUGGGAGACGGGCGAGUACCAGGGAGAAAGGGUCUGGUUUUACCACGGCAGAAAGACAACCUACUUCAGCCGUAGAAAAAUUGGGUAG